This is a messenger RNA of Lucilia sericata (common green bottle fly), 778 nucleotides long. RefSeq lists its product as uncharacterized. The transcript has a single exon. Lineage: Eukaryota; Metazoa; Arthropoda; Insecta; Diptera; Calliphoridae. Bases 276 to 719 code for a protein of 147 amino acids. The record is from RefSeq and is a predicted model, not a curated record.
CAAAACAGCAAGAAGAAAUUGUAAGACAAGAACUUAAACAACUAAAACAAAAAGAAGAAAAUCUACAACAAGAAAUACAAGAGCAAAAGAUACAACAACAAAAAUUGCAAAAGGAAUUUGAAAAUACGAAAAAGAAAUUGGCUGAACAAGAAGAGAAGAAUCAUACAAUUGAACAAAAACUUAAACAGGAAAACGAAAAGUAUCAAGAAAAACUACAACAAGAACAACUAAUUAAAGAGAAUAUACAGAAACAGUUAAAUGAGCAACAAUUAGAAAUGGACAAAGCAAAGAACACCGAAAAACUAAUAAAACAACAACUUGAGCAAGAAACACAGAAAAGUAGAGAUUUGUAUUUGGAACUGCAGAACCAUCAACAUGAACAACAAAAACUGAUCAUUGAAUUAAAUAGUGUUAAACUGCAAUUGCAGGAACAGAAAGUGCUAAAGAAUAAAGAUGAACAAAAUUUUAAAGCAGAAAUGGAGUUAUAUCAACAACAAUUACAACAAGAACAGGAGAAAUGCGAAAAACUCAAAGAAUAUUAUGAGAAGUCGGUAAAACUGCAAAACGAUUUAGAGAAAAAUAAACUUGAACAGUUCGAUAUGCAACAAAAACUGCAAGAAGUUUUAAAACAAUUAAAAGAAAAAGAUCAAAUGCUGAAAACGGAAAUGGACAAGAAAACAGUUCCCUUUGUUUUAUUGAAUUUCCAACAGAAUCAAUGAAAGAGAAAUAUCUAAAAUGGAUUUUUUAAAUUUUUUUGUAAUUUUUCUCAUUCUAUUCA